AUGGUUGCGAGGACUAUGAUAAUAGCAUUCCUAGUUUUGUUAACGUACCUCUCAGUUACUAAUGCAUCGAACAUUACAACUGAUGAGGCUGCUCUUUUAUCUUUCAAAGCUCAUAUAACUUCAGAGCCCAAUGAAAUGUUGUCAAAAAACUGGACAAAAGGAACUCACAUUUGCAAUUGGAUAGGCAUAUCUUGCAGUAAAAAGCAUCAAAGAGUGACAUCAUUAGUCCUCAAAAGCUUUGGAUUUAGAGGUUCAAUCGCAACAGAUAUUGGGAACCUCUCCUUCCUUAACUCUUUGGACAUUGGAAACAACAGUUUCUAUGGCCAAAUCCCCGAUGAAAUAGGGCGUCUGAGGCGUUUAAAAUACUUGUAUUUGCAAAUGAAUAAUCUCACUGGUCAAAUCCCACUAAGCCUUGGAUUUCUUACAAGGCUUCAAGUUCUUCAUCUUUCUAAAAAUCGUCUAUUUGGAAAUGUUCCAUUGUCCAUUUUCAGUUUGUCUUCUUUAAAGGACAUUGAUUUGUCUCGGAAUUAUGAGUUAACUGGGAGUUUGCCAAAUGAGAUAUGCACUAAUCUGCCAGUGUUGGAAUAUAUAUCCCUGCAAUAUAAUCAAUUUGUGGGUGAACUUCCUAAAGGUUUAAAUAAAUGCACCAAACUUGAAGUUCUGUCCUUGUCUUAUAACAAAUUCACAGGAAAUUUACCAAGAGACAUGUGGAACAUGUCAAAGGUUCAAGAAUUGUUUAUUGGAUGGAAUAACUUUACAGGUACGUGA
Molecule: messenger RNA, 768 nt
Organism: Solanum verrucosum
Lineage: Eukaryota; Viridiplantae; Streptophyta; Magnoliopsida; Solanales; Solanaceae
Product: probable LRR receptor-like serine/threonine-protein kinase At3g47570
Exons: 2
Coding region: 1-768 (255 amino acids)
Molecular function (GO): protein binding
Source: RefSeq, a predicted model, not a curated record